UCGAAACCAUUUGCAUCGACUCGUAGUAAACCACAUUCCCACUGGUUAGUUGCUAUUGACGAUGGGCAAAUGUUUAUCAGACACGCACACGUAGUGUGAAAAGGGACAAAGUGUAGGAAUUGACGUCGCUCACCAACACCGAAACUCGAACAAACUCGUACGUAUAUUUCUGAUCACAAAAGUCUAUGCGGUUGCAUCGAGUGCCUUCAAAGUAAAUCAGACAUUCAAGUGAGUGAGACGCAGAUUUGGGGUAUUUUCCGUAAUACGGAAAAGUAUCGUGACAAGCAAAGCUUUUAUUUUCCAUUUCGAAUUUGUUCCGGCUCAUAAGCUGAUUUUGUCGAGUUUAGAAAAUUCACAAAAUCGUGGUAAAGAGUCAAGAUGAAAUUCAUUCUACUGUCCGUCGCUUUUUUGGCCACCCUGGGCCUGAUUAGUGGCAAUGAUAUCAACGGAAAAGAUGUAUCCGAGUUCACCUCAUUGUUCUCUGGCGUUAGCCAUGCCAAGGCAAACCUGCAAACGUUUACCAAUCAACAGCUGGAAAAGUCCUUCGAUUUCCUGCUGCUUUCGUUCACCUUCGACAAAUAUGAGCUGGAUCGGCCUGGUCUGGAGAAAUUGUACCGCAAAAUCUCCGACAAGGCCUGGGAGGACACUGUCGGUUUGGUUAAGUACCAGAGCAAGCGUGGUUUGACGGUUGAGCUGAACGGAGUCCACAAUGACAGUCGUGUUGUUGGUCGAUUGAACGAAGGCAAGGUCGGCAAAGCUAGUUUGCUUGACAGUGAUGAGCUAUCCUCUCUGAAACUGGCUCUAGGCUACGAAAAAAUUCUGGCCACCGAGAGCCAUCGCAUCCACCAAUCGAUCUCUCAUGCCCACGGUGAUGGCUCUGCUUACGAUCCGGAUGUGGCCCACUAUCUGGAUGAGGAAAUUAUCGAAUACCAGAGUGGCAUCGUACGCAAGUUAACCGGAUACAUUCACAAUCUGCAUAGCAUCAUCGAAGAGGCCAACACUAAGGACAUGGGAAUACACCUGUUCGAUCAGUACCUUGAGAAGGCGGAGUAGGAGAGAAACCGUUUCAACAACAAUAAACAAGCUCUAGUUAUUAUCGAAAUUCGUCUUUGUAUUUGUUUGUGAUUAUCAAGGCAAUGUUCGCAAGUCACUUUUCGACAUUGAAUAAUAAACUGAGUUAAGAGAUAACUUCAUCUUUA
This is a messenger RNA of Toxorhynchites rutilus septentrionalis, 1199 nucleotides long. RefSeq names its product ferritin heavy chain B-like. Gene Ontology annotation, biological process: intracellular iron ion homeostasis; iron ion transport. The coding region runs from base 379 to 1053 and encodes 224 amino acids. Gene Ontology annotation, molecular function: ferrous iron binding; ferric iron binding. Gene Ontology annotation, cellular component: cytoplasm. Lineage: Eukaryota; Metazoa; Arthropoda; Insecta; Diptera; Culicidae. The transcript has 4 exons. The record is from RefSeq and is a predicted model, not a curated record.